Odontomachus brunneus is the source of this 2544-nucleotide messenger RNA. RefSeq names its product serine/threonine-protein kinase RIO3-like. Lineage: Eukaryota; Metazoa; Arthropoda; Insecta; Hymenoptera; Formicidae. The record is from RefSeq and is a predicted model, not a curated record. The transcript has 5 exons. The coding region runs from base 471 to 1184 and encodes 237 amino acids.
AAAUAUUUGCUAGUUUAGAUGCAUAUACGGGAAACAAUGUGUCCAGAAUAAAAAGAAACAGUAACUUAAAACAACGUUUAUGAUAGUCAUAUAUGUGUAUGUGUAAAAAUACAUAAAUAUAUAAUAAUAAAUUAUAAACGUUUUUUGGAGCAAUAUGACACUGACAUUACCGACAUGACACUGUUGAUACGACAGACUGUAUCGAUUGUUCGAUGUUUGUUAUCUGUACAAGUCACGAGAUACAGAAGUGGAUAAUAAAUAUGUAAUAAUAAAUUAUAAUAAAUCAUAAAAUUAAUAUUGUGCAUUGUAGACUAAAUAUUGGCAGCGUAUAACGAUGGCAUAGCGAGCGCUCAAGGUUUACUGUAUGCUUUUAGAUCUAGCUAUUUAUCUAAAGGUCGUGUUCCUACUGUCAGGUUGGUCUUUACUAGUGUCUCCUCAGUGAUAUACGCUGAUGUAACAAACGUUUCUCGAUGGUAUUUUCACGUGCGCACAAGAGGAGAAGAGGAGUUUCGAGAGUAAUUUUGCAAAUAAUGGCAACUCCGAAGACGUGGGCAAAAAUACAACCGGUAGAAAAUCCUCUCAAUUUAUCGGAUAUUACAACAGAACAACUUGACGUGAAAAUGCAAGAUAUGAAGUUAAAUGAAUAUUUAAACGAAGACAAUAGAAAUAUAAUACAAGCAGACGAACAAAAAGAUGAAGUAAGUGAUGCUGACAACGAUGAAGUAAUAGCAAAUAUAUUACAACAUCAAUUCAACGAAGAGCAUGAUAUGAUGCUAAAACGUAUGGAAGAAAAAGUUAAUCGUGAUUCCAAAGUGGGUAUCUCGUACACUAAUUAUCGAACCUCUUCAUAUGACAUCAAGGAUGAAGAUAAUGUUGACUCUGACAACAGUAACAGAGACUUCGAUCGUUUUGUCAGCAUAGAAAAAGAACAAGCUUCGAUACCACGUUGUGGUUACAAGAAGGUGGAAGGAGGUUCUCAGAUAGUUACAAAGCACGAUAUGUUAAGGUCUUCCCGGUUAAACGCAUGUCGCGUAUUACAAUUUCCCCCUGGUAUUAGUACUGGGGAUACAGGUGGGUUUGAUGUAAAAUUAGAUAAUAAAGUAUUUAACAUUUUGCGCGCUCACAGUCAAGCGCAACGAAAGAAAGGAAAAUCAUCACCGAAACCUAAGACACAUACAAAAUAAAAUGUGUAAAGUAGACAAGACAGCCUCAUUCAAAGAUCUUCCGGUAAAUACGAAAAAUCAUCGAAAAAGAAUUUUAUCUCAGCUAUCGUGUACCAUUGCCAGAGUUGAUAAAUGUUUAUGAAAUAUUUUGGGCUUUAUUAAUAAAAUAGAAAUUAUUUGAAAAGCUGAAGAAAGCUACAAUCUUGGCAUUCAUUAUUCGUGGGGUAAAUAUUCACUGUAUCUCAAAUACAUUCACUUUUAGAGCAAAGCAUCAAGAAAACUGGCCCAAAAAUCAUAACAAUUUGUCAAUUUUGGUACACUCUAUUGAUUUGACUGAAGAUUCGUGACAUAUUGUAUUUACUCCUAUCCCUACUUGCAUGGUAUAUGUAAAAGAAAUUUGUACAUAGUCAUUUGUGAGUGCAAAUAUAUAUAUAUAUAGCAUGUAAAAUUCCUGAAAAAAAAGAAAUAAAUCAACUACGAACAUUUGGCAAUCAAGACUGAAAUAUAUUAUAUUCAUUUGUCGUGCGUUAUAUCGUAAGAACGAAAAAGAGAACUUAAAACAGAACUUAAGAGAAAACAGCAGAAAUAAUUAUAUGAAAUUACAACAGUGUUAUUAUCAUCUAUAGAGACAGUUGUGUUGAUUGAUAACCGAUAAGAUUCGAUGCUUCUUUUACAUCACAUUUCAGAACAACACACAUCAGACAUUAGUAUAAUAUACGUACUAAUAAUGGUCGCAAAUGUUAGGAAUCAUUUUUCAUUCGAACAAAAAAUAUUAUUUAUAAAUGCUAUUAAAUUGUAAUGAUUCAAUUGGUCGAUAAAAAUUCUUUGUUCUAUUGGAACUUGAAACUUACAUACUAUAAUUCAUAAAAUUCGUUAUUCACCGUUAAUAUUAGUUUCGUUAAACUAUAUCACGAACAUAUGCGCAUUUAGUCAGUAAGGAACUGAUUGUGCUAUAUAUAUAUGUAUAUAACGGUCAUAUUAAAAAAUGUUCUGCUUUUUUUAUAUAAUAUUUAUCUAUAUAAGACCAAAAUAUUUGUGAUGUAUAUAUGUAACGAACAAAGAAGAUACGUGGAUAAAUUUAUGUAAAUGCCAGAUGCAUUUAAAUUUAUCCACGUACUGAAAUUUGUUCGGAACAUACAUGUAACAUCGCCAUUUAAUACCAAGACACCGUUUAAUCGGAAGAUAUAAAAGAAAUAUUUUCUUGUAUAUUCCUUUUGUUUACGAGAUCGCUUCACAUAAUGAUUUCUUAAUAUUUAAUACAUAUUCCUAUCUAUCGCGUUUUUACUAUUCGAAAUGCAUUUUUUCGAUAAGUGCGGUGGUGACUGAAUAGCUGUACCAAUUUGUUAACACUGAUAAUUUUAAUAAGCAAUAAUAUGACAUA